CCACGUGACCUCCGUAUUCUUGGAAAGUUCCUGGAAACCCUCCUCUGUGUUUACGGUCCUCCGGUGAUUAACGGCGCUCUGUCCCCGGUGAAGAGACGCGGAGGACGGACACUUUGUUCCGGAGACACUCGGUGCUUUACAAAUAAAUCGUUGCUUGUUUGUUUUUUAUGGUUUUUUAUUUACUAUCUCGCUGAAGCGUGUGUUUCUGACGACGCGCCAUUUGUGCCAAACGAGGACCGAGAACCGGAGAGAAAAACACCGACUCUUGUGAGGAUUUUAACCCGUAAAUGUGACGCCAUGACGGACUGGUCAUGGCAGAUAAACUGGCACCGCUGGUUCUGAGCCAGCCGUCUUUACAGCUCCAACCCCGAGACCCUCAGUCCUGCUUCCAGGGUCAGGGCUGCAUGUGUUCCUCUGUCUCCAGUUCAUCCGGCUACAGGAUCGUCCCAUGAACGAGCUGAAGGGCGGACCAGUUCUAGACUGAGAGGCGGACCAGUUCUGGACUGAGAGGCGGACCAGUUCUAGACUGAAGGGCGGAACAGUUCUAGACUGAAGGGCAGACCCUAUUUGGGCAGAAACUUGGACCAGAUCGAGGCUAAAGGUCGGACCUGAGUGAGCCCAGCUCCGGGCUGAGGCUUGGACCUGCCCGAUGACCUGCCAGUCCUCCGAGUCCACGGAAAGCAUCGAGAACAACCGGCGUUCGGACAGCAACUCGAGGGCGGUGGAAUCAGACGAGAGCCGCAUCGCCUCGGCCAUGAAGGACCUGAAGAACACGGGCUGGUACUGGGGCGGUCUGACGGCGAACGAGGCCAAAGACAUCCUGCGGGAGACGUCAGAGGGGACCUUCCUGCUGCGGGACUCGUCUCAGAGCAACUUCCUGUUCACCAUCUCCGCCAUGACGUCGGCCGGCCCGACCAACCUGCGCAUCGAGUUCAAACACGGGAGGUUCAAGCUGGACUCGGUGCUGCUGGUCCGGCCGCGGCUGCGCACCUUCGACAGCGUGGUCCACCUGGUACAGCACUACGUCACACUGUCCAGGUCCGGAGAGCGGGCCAAGAGCUCUUCGUCCACUGUGAACUCCUCCUCCUCCUCUUCCUCCUCGGUGCAGCUGCUGCUGACCCGCCCGGCAUACACCGCCACGCCGCCUCUGCAGCAUCUGUGCCGCCUCGCCAUCAACAGCCGGACCCGCCGGGUUCAGGACCUGCCAUUACCCAACAGACUGAAGGACUACAUGAGAGACUAUAGCUACCAUGUUUAGCGCCAGGCUGCUAGCUUAGCACGUUAAAUGGCUUGCUAACAAGAUAACGCCUCUGUGAAGGUCUCCAGCUGACGUUUGAAACAGGAACUAAGCUAACCAAUACCUUCUCAGACUCACUAGGCUCCAGGUUCCCAGUGGUAGAGCCCAGAUCCUUCACUUCUGCUACAUCGUGUCGCUACGAGCUAGAAGGUUAGCACAUUAGCUCACUUGGGUUACAAGAGAAUCCCUCUCUGAUGGACAUUUAACAGGAAGUAAGACGAGACUGAAGGACCACCUGAGUGAUUACAGCUCCAGGAUGUAGCUGGCACGUUAGCUCGCCUGCUAACAGGAUAAUUCGUCUGUGAUGGUCUCCAGCAUUUAAAACGGGAAGUGAGGCGACCACUAACCCCUCACAUUCAUCCACAUGUUCCAGAGUUAUUACUCAGAUUCUUCAGUCCUUCGAUCCUCCGCUACAAGCUGCCAAUGUGUCGGUUAAACUUCCUGACGAAAGGGAAACUCAACAACACACAGAAACCUUUACGACAUCUGGAGGUCCUUUCUUCUUCUCUGGUUCUUUAUCGGUCAGUCUGACGGUUCACCUUAAAGUCACAGAAAAUAUCUGAGACACGGGUAGAGACUUUUAUAUGAGCUCUACGGGAUCUCCCGACCUUACGUUACUUCCAGAACAUAGUGACAUCACUUUGGAACACUCGCGCUCCAACACAUUGUUCGUGAUAGGCUGAGAGGCGGGACAUCUCUCAGCAGGUUGACCAAUCACAACAGAGCCGGCCAGCUUCACUCAGUCUGCACUGAGGUGGAAAUAAAUGUAGGGGUUAAUAAUCUUUGUCAUUAUCAAAUAGUGUCAGAUAAUAUUUAAUGUUUUUAUGUAAAUUAAUUUAGUUAAUAAAACCUCAGAGAAAAACAAUUACUGGAGCCAAAAGUCUUUGUUUUUAAUGAUUAUUUUAUCCAAUCAAAAGUCCCCAAAUAUAUUUUAAUUUAUUUAAAUUAUAACUUUUUCAGCAUUAAGUUGGUUUUGUUUAGUUCAAAAUAAAAGCUUCUUUAAACCCAAAUAAAUCUUCAAAUAUUAUUUAUUUAUUAUCAAUGCACUGAGCUGUAAAGUCUCUAAAAUAUUACCAAAAAGUUAAAAUAGUUUAAAAAAAACCAAAAAUCAACAAGAAAACCAAAAUAUUUCGAUUUUACAAUUUAAAAAAUGUAAAUAUUUGUAAGAUUUGUUUUGUAUUUAAAGAACGAUCGCUUUACUUUGUUGUGUUGGACCAUCAUAUAAUAUACAAGUAAACAAGUCUAUGUAAGACAUAAUACACAUCGGAUGAAACUGAGACCCAAAGCGUUCUUUCACUUUAUAUUGCCAUCGUUUCUCCGCAGUGGGUUUGUUGUUGUUGUUGGAACGGAGGCCUCUGGUUGGCUGAGGGGCGACCUCGAGAGUUCACGGAGUUCGCUCUGAUCAAUGAGAAUUAAAAAAAACUCAACCUGCUGCUGGACUUUGGUCCGGAUCACACCCUUCACACGUUUACAAAAAAAUAAGAAGUAAAUAAAAGGCUUUUUUCGGACCAUUUGUGUCCUAAAUGUUGGGGAAUGAAAAGCACAAAAAACUGGAUUCAUUUUUGCCCCUUGGAGUGUGGAAGACAGAAGCUGCCAGCAUAUAAAAGCAAUUAGAAAAUACUUGAAUAUGACGUUUAAUGAACCAUGAUUGUAUUUACUUCUUUCCAAAUGCAGGGAAUUUUAUUGUUAUUCCAUUAUGUAAAUACAUAAAUAAAUACAUGCAUUUUGAUGGAAAACAAACUGCAAAAGUUAGUAUAUUUAAAUAUUAAAUGAGAAAAUAAAGAAUUGGGGCAACUAAUACAACGUUAAAUGAUAAGUCAUACACUUGUUUAUAUAUAUAUAUAUAGACUUUUUAAUUAGUAAAAGAUAUAUUUUUAGUUUAAAUUUAAUAACAUUUAUUUAUUCAAGUAAUUUUAAUCGUUUUUCAAAUCGGCAGCUUUUAUCCUCCAUACCCUUUGCCUUCAUGGCACAAAUAUCUGGAAUUUCAUUUUGAAUUCACUUAAGUUUUACCUAAAUUUGAAAACCUUUCUGUGUAUAUUUUAAACCCGCUUGUUUCUGUGACUCUUAACGUAAUCCUCAAACUAAAUCAGCUGCAAGUUUUUAAUAUUUUGACGUCAAUCAUUUAAAUUCAUGUCAUUUCCCAGCAGGUGGCUCAGGUAAUCAGGACUUUAUUCACAUUUCUGUUGAUAAAUGUUUCAUUUUGUACGCUGAACUAAUCUCCUUCAGAUUUCUCUCUAAAGUGUAUGUUGUUAUAAUAAAAACCUCUGGAAAUAA
Eleginops maclovinus (Patagonian blennie) is the source of this 3571-nucleotide messenger RNA. RefSeq names its product suppressor of cytokine signaling 2 (gene socs2). The record is from RefSeq and is a predicted model, not a curated record. Gene Ontology annotation, biological process: intracellular signal transduction; phosphatidylinositol phosphate biosynthetic process. NCBI's taxonomy places the organism in Eukaryota, Metazoa, Chordata, Actinopteri, Perciformes, Eleginopidae. The transcript has 3 exons. Gene Ontology annotation, cellular component: phosphatidylinositol 3-kinase complex. Bases 650 to 1258 code for a protein of 202 amino acids. Gene Ontology annotation, molecular function: 1-phosphatidylinositol-3-kinase regulator activity.